UGUGUUUUUCCUCCUCUGAGCCGUGUCCAUCCGUUUUUUUUUUUAAUUUUAAGAGAAUCUGAAUGAAGUUGAGACGAUGCAACGAGCGCGUCUGUUGCAAAGUGUGUGUGUGCGUUUAACGCGACUCGGGCAACUGCCAGUCGGUGCUCUGCCCGCCACAAUCCACGGAUUGCGUUAUGCAACGAGCUCGAACCCGUCUCUGACUGUGGCCCGGACACCUGUCCACCACCUGCAGCAGCGAUGCCUGGCCAGCAGCAGUAGUAGCUGCGCUGCUGCGGACAAGGGAGGCGGACGCAACAGGCGCCUGUCCGACUCACCUGCAGCACCCAUCAGCACCGAGGAUCUGUGGACGCAGCUGGAGACGUACUACCAGCAGCACAGUUUGCUCAACUACGAGCAGUGCCGACGCUUAUUGGAGAACCUUCAGGCCACACGCGCACCGGCGGCACAGGCACUCAGUGCCACACAGCUGCACUUCCUGCUUGGCUCGUGCGUGCCCGAGCUGCUGCCCGCCCAAAGCGCCCAGGAGCGGCUGCAGCUCUUCCAGAGCCUGUGGGUGCAGCUGGUGAAGCAGGGGCAGCCGACGCUUGCCCACUACUACACACAAUUGGAGGUGCUGCGCCAGAACAGGCUGCCGCUGGCGGACCAUCGGGCACUGCUGGCCGAGAUCAGCGUCUACCACGGACCCGCCGAUGCAUCGCUCUACAGCAGCCUGUUGGACAUGGCCUGCUCUGCGGGUAAUAUGCGCCAGGCCACCGAGCUGCUUGCGGAGAUGCGGGAAAAGAACUUCCCGCUGACAGAGUCCAACUUCCACGCCCUGCUCCUGGGCCACGGACGCAACAAGGAUCUGCCCGGAGUCGAGUCUGUGCUCUCCAGCAUGCGGGCUGCGGGAAUCCCGCCGAGUGCCAGCACCCAGGCGAUUCGCUUCGCGGCCUUUGCGGAGAACGAGGAGGUGGCCAAGGCGCGGGAUCUGCUGCAGGUCCACACUGGGGGAUUCACUGCCCCCCAGCUGCUGCAGAUGCUGCGCGGGGCUCUUGGUAGCCAGUCGGUGGACACCGAGCUCGUUCAGCAGCUGGUCAAGGAGCUGCCCAAGGACUAUCUGACUGGAUUCGACUUACCCCCAUCCCUGCGGAGCCUCUGCAUCGAACUGGUGCACCAGGGCCAGACCCAGCUGGUAAUCCGACUAGUGGCUGCACUGCCCACACCCACUUUCAAUGGCAACCAGAACGUGGACGAGUACGCGGCGCUCAUCCUGCAGGAGUUCUUUCGCGCUCGCGUGCCCGUGGAGGAGACGAUCCAGUUCGCUCGCGAGCUUAGCCAGCGCGGACAGAACCAGCGAGCCCUGCACCUGGUCACCGAGCUGGCCCUGCGCCGCCUGCCCGCCGCAGCUCUACGCUGCUUCGAGGCUCUCAGCGAUGCCGGAGAGGAGCUGCGUCCGCAUUACUUCUGGCCCCUGAUCCUGCACCAGCACCGGCGGGACGGCGAGAGCGGUAUGCUGCGGCUGGUCGCAGAUAUGCAGCGACUGGGUGUCGAGUGCGACGAGGACACACUGCGACAGUACCUGCUGCCCAAUCUCGUGCAGACGCUACAGGAUCCGCUGCGUGCCCUCCAGCAGCUGGAGUCGGUGGGCAUUAAGCCCUCCCAGGUCUUUGGGCACGUGAUCAUCCAGCUGCUGCAGCAGCAGCAACUUCCCGAGAUCUUGGACCUCCUGCAGCGCUAUCCCACGCGCCUCCAGCUGUCCACGCUGCUCCAACCUCUGUCCGCCAUGUCUGUCCAUGCCCGAGCCACGAAGCGCUUCGAGCUGUUCGCCCAGCUCGUGCAGGCACUGCAGCAGCGGUCGCUUCAGAAGGAAGAGGACUUUGUCGGUGCCCUGCUCCUGCAGAUGUGCGGCCCCCAGACGCGUCUGCGGCAGGAUGCCGCCUCACUGCUCAAGUUCGUGCACGAGCUGCGACGCCUGGAGCUGCAACUGUCGCCUGCCGCCGCCGAGGCUUUGCUCUCGAUCGCCCGACAAGCCACUGAGGACAGCCAGGUGCUGCAGGCGCUGGGCAAGACGCUGCAGAAGAUGCGCAACCCCAAGCUCACCCUGCCGGCCGACUCGUCCGCACAUGGCGGCUUCAUCAAGCACCCGCGCGACAUGAGCCAGGACGAGCUGGAGUGCCAUCUGAUCGAGCUCGAGGCCAAGCAGCUCAAUCCGCGCGGUGUCCUGCGCCGACUGCUGCAGUUGUCCGUGCGAAACGGUCGCCUGGAACGUGCCCAGCAGCUGCUGGCCAAGUGUCAGGCACUCAAUGUCCAGUCCAGCGCCGGCAUGCAGGCCUCCAUAUUCGAUCUGCACAUCAAGCUGCGGGAUCUGAAACGGGCACAGCAGAGCCUGGAGAAACUGCAGAGCACAUACCCAGGCUUUAUGAUCGAUGAGCACAAACUGAUUGACUUUGCCGGGCUGCUGGUGCAUGGCGGCCAGCUGGAGGCAGCCAAGCAGCUGCUGCAGCGUCGCGCCGACCAGCACAAGAUCAUUGGUGGCACCUACGUGAUCAAGAACGUGUGGCAGCUGCUCACCCAUGUGGCCCAAAUGGCCGCAGAUACCAAGCCGCAGGAGGCCGCACCGACUGGCCGCAACCUAACUCAAGAGACACUGGACUUCCUGCGGCAGCUGGGCUACUGCCAGGCCCACAAUGCGCUCCUCGGGCCCGUUGUGCGAGAGUGGCUGCUGCGCGGCGACUUGGAUGCGGCGGUGGCGGAGUUUCAGCGUCUGGCCAGCCAGCACAAGCACACGCCGCUGCAGUUCGAGCUGCUGUCACUGCUGGUGCGGCUGGGCAAUGGGGAUGCGGAGGAGCUGGCACGCUUUCCGGGCGCCACAGCGGCCACGGCCCAGCAGCACUUGGCCGCGGUAACGGCAACCGUGAGCCGUGUGCACGGGGCGGCGAACAUGAACAGCGCCCUGCUGCUGGCACUGGCCGAAUCCGGCACAGAGACGCAGCUGCGACGACUGAUCAUUAAUCCAGAGUUCCGCAUCAAUCACGAGCUGCUGCUGAAGAACUGCGAGCACCUGGGACAGGAGGGUGCCGUCCGCACCCUGCUGCGUCUGGCCCGCGGCGUGCGUGGCGUGCAGCGCAGCAUCGAUGAGCAACGCAUCUACGACAUGCUGCUCUCGCAGUUCAGCAAGAGCAAUAACUACGAGGCGGCCCUCGAUCUGUACGAGCGCCUUGAGGCCGAUGACGAGCUGAAGGUGUCGCAGGAGUUCAUUCGCAAUCUGGUGAAGCUGCUGCAGCUGAACAAUGUGGAAAUACCCAGCGGCAUAGCGUUGCGUGCCCAAAUUAGAUAGCCGCAUUUUUAGUUGUUAACUCAAGGAGACCCAACCGAUAAUCGCGAGUUGUUUUAUUGAUAAAUUGUACAAAUAG
Molecule: messenger RNA, 3395 nt
Organism: Drosophila guanche
Lineage: Eukaryota; Metazoa; Arthropoda; Insecta; Diptera; Drosophilidae
Gene: Lrpprc2
Product: leucine-rich PPR motif-containing protein, mitochondrial
Exons: 2
Coding region: 77-3319 (1080 amino acids)
Molecular function (GO): protein binding
Source: RefSeq, a predicted model, not a curated record